Molecule: messenger RNA, 1642 nt
Organism: Saccoglossus kowalevskii
Lineage: Eukaryota; Metazoa; Hemichordata; Enteropneusta; Harrimaniidae
Biological process (GO): carbohydrate metabolic process
Molecular function (GO): hydrolase activity, hydrolyzing O-glycosyl compounds
Source: RefSeq, a predicted model, not a curated record
CGUAAUAUGCUCCGCCAACAAUGUUCCUUGCUUCUGCUAUUCGCCCUCGUGGCGCACACAGCGAGUAUGGUAUAUGAACAGCCGGCUCCGAUUCUGCCCAUUGAUGAUCCCUGGCCAGAUAUUGCAGAUGAAGACAGUUAUGAUUUUGGAAAAGCGGUUCGUAUGUCAAAACGUCAAGUAGGGUAUGACUACGGAGAUGCCCUAAAGGCCUCUGUACAAUUUUAUGAAGCUCAACUCUCUGGGAAUAUACCUGAAAACGAUCGUGUCUAUUGGCGAAAACCGGACAGUGCACAGAGUGAUAGCGGCAACUUUGGCGAAGAUUUGAGUGGUGGCAUGUAUGACGCCGGUGAUCACGUCAAGUUUAACCUUCCUAUGGCCUGGACUACAACUAUGUUGGCAUGGGGUUACAUCGAAUUCGAAGCUGCGUAUAAUGAUACAGGAGAAGCGAACACAAUCAGAGAGAUUUUGAAAUGGAAUUGUGACUAUUUCAUUAAGUGUCACCCCAAUCCUGACUUGUAUUACCACCAGGUUGGUGACCCUGGUAUUGACCACAGUGUGUGGGACCGACCAGAAAACAUUUCGAUGUUGCGACCAGCGUAUGCGAUAGGGGAAGGAGAAACUGGUUCUGAUGUUGCAGGUGAAACAGCAGCUGCCUUGGCUGGAUGUGCUAAAGUUUUUGCCGACUAUGACCCAACUUACUCGGCACAGUGCCUGGCAACUGCACAGUCUCUGUACAGUUUUGCUGAAAGCCACCUUGGUACAUACCCACAGCAAACAUUCUACGUGUCGACGAACUACUGGGACGAGAUGGCAUGGGCCGCUAUUUGGAUAUAUUGGGCAUCUGGUAACGUCUGGUACCAAGCGGAGGCAGAAACGUUGUUCGCUACGAAGUCACUCAGUGUCAAGUCAUAUGCAGCUGGCUGGAACGACAAGAGGGAACCGCUCAAGCUGCUGUUGUCGGUACUUUCCACCAAUGACGAGCUUUCAAAGUCCUACCGAGGUUAUUUUAAGACCUACAUUAAUGGUUGGCUGCCCGAGGCCAGUGUACCAUAUACACCUCUUGGUCUUGUUUGUCGGGAUCAGUGGGGUUCUCUUCGAUGGGCAGCUAACACUGCUGCACUAGCGAUUCUAGGCGCCCAUUAUGACGUCCGAGCUGCCGCCUAUACAACUUUCGCCUUAACGCAACUCGACUAUAUUCUUGGAUCCAGUGGACAUAGUUAUGUGGUAGGUGUUGGAGAGAACCCACCAGUAGAGCCUCACCACAGAGCCAGUUCCUGUCCGAAUAUCACCGAAGAAUGCACCAACACAAACAGCUUCAACUACGAAGGUCCGAAUCAUCACGUACUGCGUGGAGCUAUGGUAGGUGGUCCAGAUUGUAACGAUGUGUGGUUCGACAACCGCGCAGAUUAUGUCAGGAACGAGGUGGCAUGUGACUACAACGCUGGUUUUCAGACUCUUGUAGCAGGUGUGCACAGUAUGGUACUGGGAGGGAUUAUAGUAUAAAAACGACAAUCUACGACAGUCGCGUUCAAAUGUGUUCCGAUAUUCAUAUCAUGGUUUUAGUGUUAAAUUCUGAAUUACUUCAUAUUCAUUCAUGUAGCAAUAGAUUGAAUAAAAUAUAGUUAUCUCAUUAUGUGCAUUU